Messenger RNA from Pezoporus flaviventris, 2298 nucleotides. It is a transcript of the gene MGRN1, whose product is annotated as mahogunin ring finger 1. Gene Ontology annotation, molecular function: ubiquitin protein ligase activity. The coding region runs from base 90 to 1838 and encodes 582 amino acids. The transcript is spliced from 17 exons. The record is from RefSeq and is a predicted model, not a curated record. NCBI's taxonomy places the organism in Eukaryota, Metazoa, Chordata, Aves, Psittaciformes, Psittacidae. Gene Ontology annotation, biological process: negative regulation of G protein-coupled receptor signaling pathway; endosome to lysosome transport; protein ubiquitination. Gene Ontology annotation, cellular component: cytoplasm; plasma membrane; nucleus.
CACAGAAGGACUCGCUCUCCCAGCGUACCCUGCGCUGCCGCCGCUGCCGCUCUGCUUCCCCUGGCCCGGCCGCUCUGCCCGCGGCCGCCAUGGGCUCCCUGCUCAGCCGGCGCAUCGCGGGCGUGGAGGACAUCGACAUCCAGGCCAACUCGGCCUACCGAUACCCGCCCAAGUCCGGAAACUACUUUGCAAGUCACUUCUUUAUGGGAGGCGAGAAGUUUGACACCCCUCACCCUGAGGGCUACCUUUUUGGCGAGAACAUGGAUCUAAACUUCCUUGGGAACAGACCUGUUCAGUUUCCCUAUGUCACUCCAGCUCCACAUGAACCUGUGAAGACGCUGAGAAGUUUGGUGAAUAUCCGCAAAGACUCUCUCCGACUUGUGAGGUAUAAAGAUGAUGUUGACAGUCCUACUGAGGAGAAUGGGAAGCAGAAAGUCCUGUACAGCCUGGAGUUCACAUUUGAUGCAGAUGCUCGUGUCGCCAUCACAAUCUACUGCCAGGCUACAGAGGAGUUUGUUGGUGGCAUGGCAGUAUACAGCACAAAGAAUCCCUCUCUGCAGUCGGAGACGGUUCAUUACAAGAGAGGGGUAAGCCAGCAAUUCUCCUUGCCUUCCUUCAAGAUAGAUUUCUCAGACUGGAAGGAUGAUGAGCUGAACUUUGACUUGGAUCGUGGCGUGUUCCCUGUGGUUAUUCGAGCAGUGGUGGAUGAAGGAGAUGUGGUGGUUGAGGUGACAGGUCAUGCCCAUGUUCUUCUGGCUGCAUUUGAAAAGCAUGUUGAUGGCAGCUUUUCUGUGAAGCCAUUGAAACAGAAGCAAAUUGUUGACCGGGUGAGCUAUCUGCUUCAGGAGAUCUACGGCAUCGAGAAUAAAAACAACCAAGAGACCAAGCCUUCAGAUGACGAGAACAGCGACAACAGCAAUGAGUGUGUGGUUUGCCUGUCUGACCUCCGGGACACCCUCAUUCUGCCCUGCAGACACCUCUGUCUGUGCAAUUCCUGUGCUGACACCCUGCGAUACCAAGCCAACAACUGCCCCAUCUGCAGGCUUCCUUUCCGUGCCCUACUGCAGAUCCGGGCUGUGAGGAAGAAGCCAGGGGCUCUGUCACCAGUGUCAUUCAGCCCUGUCUUGGCACAGAAUGUUGACCACGACGAGCACUCUUGUCCCUUUAAACCCCUUAAAGUGAGCCCUGUCUCCCUGCCCAGCAGGAAGCCUAGAAGGGAAACCAGCUCUGACAACAUCCCUCCAGGCUAUGAGCCUAUUUCCCUGCUGGAAGCGCUGAACGGCCUUCGCUCUGUUUCCCCCACCAUCCCGUCAGCCCCUCUGUAUGAAGAAAUCAACUACUCUGGCGUGGUGGAUGGGAUGCCCCCUGUGAGCCGGCCGCUUGUGGGCAUGGACAGAGCUGUGGAGAGCGGCCACCAAAAGGGCAAGAGGAGCAAGUCUCCAGAUAGCACACUACGGUCUCCCUCAUCCCCCAUCCACGAGGAGGAUGAAGAGAAGCUCUCAGAGGACUCUGACUCACCGCCAGCACUGAGCGGGGCUGAGCUGGCCCUGAGGGAGAGCAGCUCUCCAGAAAGCGUGGCAGGGGAAGAGAUCGAGGAGGCCUUGUCCCUGCAGCAGGGCAGCCGCCCACCCUCGCUGGAGGACGUGCUGCAGGACGGGAGCUGCGGCGAGCACAGGAGCCUGACGCAGUCGGAGAACGACCCUCCUGUUGACGUUUACCUGCCAGGCUCAUCCGACUUCACCAAGGCGCUCCCCGGCCGCAGCACCGGCAGCCCCACACAGCCCCUUCUCUUCGAGCAGACGUGUCUUCACAUGGAGGACGAGCAGAACCUCUCGUGAGCGGGGCCCGACCUCCCUGCCCCGGCCGAUGGACACACACGCACCCCCCCCCCCCCCCCCCCGGACCCCAUGCACGGCCUCUCCCCCCUCUCCAGUGGGGCUGGCCUGCCCUCACCGCCCCAGGGACCCACCGUUUCGGUUGUUCUUUAACAGACAUGCAUGUAUCCCACUGGCAGCGGCGACGGACGGGGCGGUGGGUAGGGCUGGCGGUGUGGUUUUACAUGGGAAUCGGGGGGGAGGGGAAGGUUUGGGGUUAAAAGCAGCAGGCGGAGGACACAACCGUUGUAUAUUUUGUACACACCGAGCACAGCCCUUUGCUGUCACUGCCCCUGUACAUAGCUGUGGCCCUCCCUCCCGUCCCAUUGGCCCCGUUGGGCUCUGCGCCUUCCUCCUCCCAGCUCUGAGUGCUGGGGGACCCUUGCCGGGGUACAGGGCUCCGCUGAGGGGUAGCGAGAGGACG